Molecule: messenger RNA, 473 nt
Organism: Leptomonas pyrrhocoris
Lineage: Eukaryota; Euglenozoa; Kinetoplastea; Trypanosomatida; Trypanosomatidae
Exons: 1
Coding region: 27-473 (148 amino acids)
Source: RefSeq, a predicted model, not a curated record
GAUAGUUUCUCUUACCUUUAUUCUCCAUGACGAAGCUUGUGCGUAAGCUGAAGCAGAUGGCCAAGAAGCGGGCCCAUCGCAGGACGGUGCAGAAGCGAAAGGUGGAGCGCGCCCAGCGAGAACUGGAGCGCGGUAACGAGCAGCAGUCGGAGAGGCUGGAGGAUGAAGUGGACCGCGAAAUGGCACGGCUGAAUGGAGAACUCGAAGGCGAGGCGACUCGCCCCAGCAAGGGCGACAUCGAAGAAGCCACCAAUGCCGCCGUGAAACGAGCCGUUCGCAUUGUUGGCGAUCUCGUCCUGGACGCCCCGGUGAAGAAAAGGAAGAGGCAACUGACACGCAAGCAAGCGAAGCGCAAGGAGGCGAUGAUCAGCCGUGGUGAGGCCGUCAACGAUAGCUUAGCGAAGAAGUGGGACCACAAGAAGCGACGCGUUAAGGUGCGUGCACAGAUCCGUAAUGAGGAUCUGCACACCUAA